Penicillium taxi is the source of this 2391-nucleotide messenger RNA. RefSeq names its product OPT family oligopeptide transporter. The record is from RefSeq and is a predicted model, not a curated record. Bases 1 to 2391 code for a protein of 796 amino acids. Gene Ontology annotation, molecular function: oligopeptide transmembrane transporter activity. Gene Ontology annotation, biological process: transmembrane transport. The transcript has a single exon. NCBI's taxonomy places the organism in Eukaryota, Fungi, Ascomycota, Eurotiomycetes, Eurotiales, Aspergillaceae.
AUGGCUCGCCUGGGUUUAUUCAAGCGGCACCAGAAAUUUCAGGCUGAAACUGCCUCUGAGACGAGGUCUUCCGUGACAGUAGAAAAUGACGUCGAGAUACCCCCCAAACCAGCGUUGAAAGAAACAGUCAUAUCAGACGAGGAAAAAACAGAGGCUUUUAGUGAAACCGCUGCAAUUGAGCAGGAAAGUCAUGAUGACCCUGAAAUUGCUGCUUUGCCUCUCCAAGUGCGUCAAAUGAUCAAUAUGGAAGAUGACCCUACGCUGCCCACCAUCUCCUUUCGAUACUUUGUGCUGUCGGCAAUCUUCGUUAUUCCUGGUGCAUUCUUGUCACAGAUGAGCCAUUUCCGUACAACCGAAGCCCCAUACUCCGUAUUCUUCGUCCAGAUCGCCUGCCACUACGCAGGCCACUUCCUCGCCAAUACUCUUCCUGCAUGGAACAUCGGAUUUCCCGGUACGAGAUGGUGUUUUAGCCUCAAUCCAGGCCCAUGGAGUAUCAAGGAGCACGUAUUGGUCACUGUAACAGCAGCCUCUGGAGCAACCUACAACAUGGGGUAUACCCCGAUUGUUCUGGCAGAGCUCUGGUAUGGAACGAAAAUCGAGCCAGCUGUUGCGAUCUUCUUCAUGUGGGCCAUUGUGUGGAUUGGAUACGCUCUUGCCGCCCUCGCACGUAACAUUCUGCUGCCAGAUCCGUCGUAUGUCUGGCCACAGGCAUUGAUGCAAACCAAUCUGUUCGAGACCUUCCGCAAAGCAGACUCAUCCUCGACUCUCGCUCGCCGUCAGAUGAAGAUUUUCUUCUUUUGCCUUCUAGGCAUGACACUCUGGCAGUUUCUACCAGAGUAUGUCUUUCCCUUUCUCUCAUCACUUGCUUUUCUUUGCUGGGUUGCGCCACAAAACAAAGUCGCCAACUUCAUAGGCUCCGGACUGGGAGGUAUGGGAUUCCUGAAUCUCUCGUUAGAUUGGUCAAACGUCAACUGGAAUGGAUCAUCUAUCAUGCUCACACCUUUCUGGACACAAGUCAUUCUGUUCCUAGCCUUUGUAUUUAACUGCUGGGUUCUUCUACCUGCCGCCAAAUGGGGAAAUCUUGGGUCUUACAAGCAUGGCCUCAUGUCUAACAGUCUAUUCCUGGCGAAUGGUACGAAGUAUCCGACAACGGAUGUGCUUACUUCGGAUUAUCAUCUCAACCAGACUGCCUAUGAGACUUAUGGACCAAUGUACAUGGGAUUGCAGAAUGUGUGGGCGACUUUCUUCGACUACGCUAAGCUUCCAGCUGCAAUUACCUGGAUUGCCACGUUUGGCUAUGUACAAGUGAAAAACAACCUAGUGAAGAUUUUUCAACCUAAAGAUGGAUCUCAACCGGAAAAUAGGACUAAGAGUGACAAAGGCAUCCACUGGCAGUACCAUGAUCGUCUAAACGUCAUCCAGAGACAAUAUAAGGAGAUCCCAAUGUGGUGGUAUGGAACUCUAUUCCUGGUGGCAUUCGUUAUUCUGAUCGUGGUUAUCGCGUGUGGAUACCUCUUCAUCCCGAUAUGGACCUUGUUUGUGGCAGUUGCCAGUGCUGCCGUCUUCGUUAUCCCAUUUGCCUGGCUCUACGCCAUCUCCAACUACCAGCUUGAGACAGGUUCUUUCAAUGAGCUGAUGUACGGAUAUAUGGUGCAUACAAAGGCUGGCCAAAACCACCAACACCCAUGCGGUCCCUCGGUCUAUGGCGCCAUUGCUGGCGAUGCAUGGUACCGUGCCCAGUAUAUGCUGCAAGACCAAAAGAUUGGGCACUAUAUGCAUGUACCACCGCGCGAUAUCUUCUUUUCUCAGAUCUGGGGCACUCUAAUGGGCGUUCCCAUCAACUAUGCUGUUAUGCGAUGGGUCAUGGACACCAAGGGUGACUACUUGACUGGAAAGAAAACCGACCCUCUUGACCAAUGGACCGGUCAGAGCUUGCGCAGCUCCAACACAAUGGGUAUCCAGUAUGCGAUUCUUGGUCCAAAGAAAUUAUUUGAAGAGCACGAGAUGAAGCCCCUCCCAUGGGCUUUCCUAGUGGGUGCUGUCAUCCCACCUAUACUGUUUAUGUUCCAUCGGUUCUGCCCCAAAUUACGAAUUGAUCUGUGGAAUGUAAGUAUCUUCUUUGGAGGCCUAGCCAUGUUCUAUGGUAACAUCAGUACUGGCUAUACUUCGGCCAUCAUCGGUGGUUACAUUGUGAUGCAUUGGGCGUAUCGACACCACUUUGAAGUAUGGAAGCGCUACAACUACAUUAUUGCUGCUGCCUUUGAUGCUGGCUUCAACUUGGCCAUGUUGCUCAUAUUCUUGUGCUUUGGAGCUGGCAAGGAGAUCUCAAUGCCCAAGUGGUGGGGAAAUAAUUCGGACUCGGUGGAGCGGUGCUUUGCAUUGGAUAAUUGA